Arvicanthis niloticus (Nile rat) is the source of this 1136-nucleotide messenger RNA. The record is from RefSeq and is a predicted model, not a curated record. NCBI's taxonomy places the organism in Eukaryota, Metazoa, Chordata, Mammalia, Rodentia, Muridae.
AUGCUGUUGCUGUUGCUGCUGCUGUUGCUUUCACCGACUGCACAGGGAGACUGCGGCCCGCCUCCAGACAUUCCUAAUGCCACCCCAGACUUGAGUAGACACACCACAUUUGCCAAGAACACCAAGGUGACAUAUUCAUGUAAUAAGGGCUAUAAACAAAUCCCAGGGAAGUCAAACAUAGUGGUCUGUCUUGGAACUGGAGAAUGGUCUGGCAACGAAACAUUCUGUAAUAAAACAUGUAAUGGUCCACAAAGGGUAAAAUUUGCAACUCUCAAAAAAGAGUAUAUCAGACUGAACUUUUUCCCAAUUGGUACCACUGUGGAAUAUAAGUGUCGGCCAGGAUUUCUAAAAGUCCCUUCAGUCUCAGCAAAAUCAACUUGCCUUGAGGAAUUAGUAUGGUCUCCAGUUGCUGAAUUUUGUAAAAAAAAAGCAUGCCGAAAUCCUGGAGAACUGCCACAUGGUCAUAUCACCAUAUUAACUGAUAUUUUAUUUGGUGCAGAAAUAAGCUUCUCAUGUGACGAAGGGUAUAGGCUAGUUGGUGUAACCUCCACUUUCUGUGUUCUUUCGAGAGGAAGAAAUCCAGACAAUCCUACUGUUGACUGGGAGGAUGCAUUUCCAGAAUGCAUAGAUAUUCUUUGUGAAGACCCACCAAAAAUCAAGAAUGGAAAAAUUAACUGGGAACGUGAGUUGUAUAAAUUCAGUGACUCGGUCUCCUAUUCAUGUGAUAAAGGCUUCAUUCUGGUUGGAAAUACUAGCAUUUUUUGUACUGUGAAGUCUGAACAUGGAGAGUGGAGUGGUCCACCACCCAAGUGUAUAGAGAAAUCCAAGAUCACAACUAAGAAACCAACAGUUAAUGUUCCAAGAAUCCCCUCAACGCCUCAGAAAUCUACUACAGUUAUAGUUCCAAGUACAAGAAUCCCACCAACGCCUCAGGAACCCACUGUAGUUAAUGUUCCAACAACACAGAAUGUACCUGCUAUGGAGACCACAGGACAGCAUCCAACAAGAACAUCUAAAGACAAAGAAGAGUCUAACUCAGGUGUUGACCAUUUUAUAUAUGGAAGCCACAGAAAUAGGUGGGUUUCCAUGUGGACUUAAACCCCUCCUCUACCUUGGCCUUUGACUUCCUACCCUGC